Molecule: messenger RNA, 3946 nt
Organism: Falco peregrinus (peregrine falcon)
Lineage: Eukaryota; Metazoa; Chordata; Aves; Falconiformes; Falconidae
Gene: GTPBP2
Product: GTP binding protein 2
Biological process (GO): translational elongation
Molecular function (GO): GTPase activity; translation elongation factor activity; GTP binding
Source: RefSeq, a predicted model, not a curated record
GGCGCCGCACCGGGGCGGCGGGGCCGCGCCGGCUGCCAUGGACUCGCGGGUGUCGGAGCUGUUCGGGGGCUGCUGCCGGCCGGCGGGCGGCGGGGCAGGCGGGGCGAUGCGCGGGCGCGGGGGGUACCGCGCCGGCGGCGGCGGCAGCGGCUCGAAGGCGAAGAAGAAGAACGGGCGGAGCCGGGGGGGGAAGGCCAACAACCCGCCGUACCUGCCGCCCGAGGCAGAAGAUGGGAACAUUGAGUACAAGCUAAAGCUAGUGAAUCCCUCGCAAUAUCGCUUUGAGCACCUGGUGACACAGAUGAAGUGGCGACUACAGGAAGGCCGAGGUGAGGCUGUCUAUCAGAUUGGUGUGGAGGACAACGGGCUGCUGGUGGGCCUCUCAGAGGAGGAGAUGCGUGCCUCACUCAAGACACUGCGCCGUAUGGCAGAGAAGGUUGGGGCUGACAUUACGGUGCUGCGGGAGAGGGAGGUCGAUUAUGACAGCGACGUUCCAAGGAAGAUAACGGAGGUCCUUGUCCGAAAGGUGCCUGAUAACCAGCAGUUCCUAGACCUGCGAGUAGCUGUGCUGGGGAAUGUGGACUCAGGGAAAUCAACCCUGUUGGGUGUCCUAACACAAGGAGAGCUGGACAACGGGCGGGGAAGAGCACGCCUCAACCUCUUCCGGCAUCUCCAUGAAAUCCAGUCAGGAAGAACGUCGAGCAUCAGCUUUGAGAUCCUCGGUUUCAACAGCAAAGGAGAGGUGGUAAAUUACAGUGACUCCCGAACAGCAGAAGAGAUCUGUGAGAGUUCUUCCAAAAUGAUCACUUUCAUUGACCUGGCUGGCCACCACAAGUAUCUUAAGACAACCAUCUUUGGUCUCACCAGCUACUGCCCGGACUUUGCUAUGCUGGUGGUUAGCGCCAACACUGGCAUUGCAGGCACAACACGAGAGCACUUAGGCUUGGCCAUGGCCCUCAAGGUCCCCUUCUUCAUUGUCAUCAGCAAAGUUGACUUGUGUUCAAAGGCCACCGUGGAACGGACAGUGAAGCAGCUGGAGCGAAUCCUGAAGCAGCCAGGCUGCAACAAGCUCCCGCUGCUUGUGAACUCAGAUGAUGAUGCAGUUACAGCAGCGCAGCAGUUUGCACAGUCUCCCAACAUCACCCCAAUCUUCACACUGUCCAGCGUUUCUGGGGAGAACCUGGAUCUCCUAAAAGUCUUCCUCAACAUCCUUCCUCCACUGACCAACAGUAAAGAGCAGGAAGAACUAAUGCAGCAACUCACAGAGUUUCAGGUCGAUGAAAUUUAUACUGUGCCAGAGGUGGGGACUGUUGUGGGAGGAACUCUGUCAAGUGGGAUCUGCCGAGAAGGGGAGAACCUGGUGGUUGGUCCCACUGAUGAUGGAAAGUUCCUCCGGCUGAAAGUGUGCAGUAUCCAGCGCAACCGCUCUGCCUGCCGAGUGCUGCGGGCUGGGCAGGCAGCCACGCUGGCCCUUGGACCCUUCGACCGCUCCCUGCUGCGCAAGGGCAUGGUCAUGGUGAGCCCAGAAAUGAACCCCACCAUCUGCUCCGUGUUUGAAGCUGAGAUUGUGCUGUUGUUCCAUGCCACGACUUUCCGGAAAGGGUUUCAGGUGACGGUGCACGUGGGGAAUGUGCGACAGACUGCUAUUGUAGAGAAGAUCCAUGGAAAGGACAAGCUGCGGACAGGAGAGAAGGCAGUUGUCCGUUUCAGGUUCAUCAAGCAUCCUGAAUACUUGAAGAUUGGAGCCAAGCUGCUUUUCCGUGAAGGAGUCACCAAAGGCAUUGGGCAUGUCACUGACCUCCAAGCCAUCAUCACCAAAGAAAAUGGCCUGGAGGAGUCCCUGGGGCCUGGACAGCUGAGCUUCUGACUACCACUAGGUCAGAGAGAUCUCCACUCACCAACACCCAGGGAGAAGGAUGGAAGCUCCCGUGGUUCUCCGAGUGAUGCCUGGAGCUGCUGCUGUCCCGUUCUAGUGUGGGUGUCCCUCCUCCACACUGUGAGAUGGAGCCUGGGAGAGUUUCUUGCAUUCAGUGCCGUAUAUGGGGCAAGUUAAGCAUGUUCUCCACAUUGUCUGCAGCUUCCAUGACCCUGCCCUCCUUCAGAAUAGAUCAGAGGCACCUGCAGACCUGGGCAGGCAAGUUGUGGCUUUGUUUACUGUUUGAAAAUUACUGGUUGGGAGGAGCAGAACCCUUGAAGACUAGCAGUAAAGAGAUGGUUUUCCAUCUCUGGUCCCAUUUCUGCUCUCUGAAGCACUGGGAUGACAACAAUCCUCUCUUGAAUCAUCCUGCAGCACAUCCUUCUGGGCAGGGGAUGGAAGAGGUCCUGCUACCCACAGCAGGGGUUUGGUUGAACCUCUCAGAAUGCAUUCAGGACACUUUUUAACCGUUUUAAUCUUGGUUGGCUUUAAUCUGCUGUGUGUCCGUUUGUGUGUUGGUUUUGCAUUACUCCAAUCUGAGUGUCUUAGUGUUGGACAAAUGUUCUGUUCCCCACUCACAUGUACAUGCUCCUUCAGCAUCCCACUUUCUGACUCCUGGGAAGCUGUGGCUGCUCUGAGUGGCGCAGCUUCCUGAUGUAACGUCGUGAAGGCAGCGUUUGCGCUUCCAUCCGUUCCUUGCAGCAGCUGGGCAGGAGGCCGUUCUGUGGAGCGGAGCGGGGCCUGGGUCUGUGCUGGCGUGUGCAGGUUGUUUCCAUGGGUGUUCAGCUGACGGUGUCAUCUGCACAUUGGCAGCAGUGGUUUGCAGUGGGCUUCCUGGUGUGGCUGUUCCAGGUCCCAGCCCAGCUUGCUCCUCACACGCUUGCCUUAAUGUGCGAGGAGGAUAGGCUGCAUUACUAACACAAAAUCAGGUGACUUGUAUUGUUUAGAUGUGAUUUGACAGUGGCGUGAUUUUAUUUGUUUCUCCUGGAGGAAGAACUCUUUUCUUUCCCUUGCCACUGGGGUUUGUUGUCAGAAGAAAGCUGAUGUUGCCAGCAAGGACUCUGUGAACAAAGAGUGGAGCACGUUUGUCUCCCACUCACUGUUGUGCAGCUCGGCUGUGUAGCCUGGAGGGUGCAGCAGGGGCUGUAUGGCUGUACAUAGGCUUUUGGUUUUAUUGUUGACUGUUAGACCAAAUGUGUCUACUGUGAGCAACAGGCCUUCAGCCAGCCCUGUUGCAUGGUGUGGUGGCCUGCCAGCCCUGACUGAAGAGAAGGGCGAGAGCCUGUGAUAGCACUUGGGCACCCAAACAACCGUUCUACUACCGGGAGAGCAAGUUCUGCUGCUGGCACAGGCAGUGCCUGCGGGGCUGCGUGGCCUGUGCUGAUCUGUGGAUGUCGCAAAGUGGUGCUCUCCGCUGGGCUGGGCUCUAGCAGGUGGGGAGGUGGCAGCUACACCCUGCAAAGAGCGUGCUGAGGCACGGGGAAACCAGUGAAAUGGUGAUAUCAAUGAAGGGAUUCAGAGGCAGCUUGGUAGUGACAGGAGUGGCCUGUCCCUCGGGGGGAGCACUGACUUCUUUCUCCCCCAUCAGCCCAGCAGUGAGACAGGAGCUGCUGGCUCAGGGUCACUGCUCAAGCAGGAUCCCUCUUCUUUUCCUAUCCUGGCAGUGGUCUGGGUGUUACGGUGACGUGGUCUUUCACCCAUGCCUGCAAGAAGGACAAGCCCCAGCUGCCAGCACGCUCUUCCCUUUGGUGCUAGUGGGUCACAAAGAAAGCUGCCUGGGGUGUGGUGGGGACUCCAGCUGUUUGCAGCAGCCCUGUUUUCUACUCCAAAGUGGGCAUGGGUGCUGUGACCUUCUCUGAAAUAGCUGAUGGCUGGUCUCACCUCAUCCCUGCCAUCUGUGGCAUGACUGUUCUUGGUGCCAUGCUCUUCAUAAUUGCUGUUUUGUUGUCUUGAAUUUUUCUAAUGCUGGGGGUUGUCACUAUUCCCCAAGCAUCUAUAUAUAAAUGUACAGAAUAAAGAUGUUUUAUUGAG